Neolamprologus brichardi is the source of this 2072-nucleotide messenger RNA. RefSeq names its product claudin 23-like (gene cldn23l). Gene Ontology annotation, molecular function: structural molecule activity. Lineage: Eukaryota; Metazoa; Chordata; Actinopteri; Cichliformes; Cichlidae. The record is from RefSeq and is a predicted model, not a curated record. Gene Ontology annotation, cellular component: bicellular tight junction; membrane.
UAGCGGGGAAGAGAAGCAGACAGCUGAGGAAGCAGCCAGGGGGGAAAAAAAGAGGAGGGGGCAGACACAAGAACACAGACAUGAAGACAGAGGAAAUUAGGAUGCAGAGGCAAGUGGAGAAAUUUUUAAAGCAAGGGCAGAUGAGAAGAAAGAGGGAGAAAGAACAAUAAAGAAGUCAUCGCACCAUCUGCUCCCACAGAGAGAAACAUGUUAGCCAUUCAGACGACAGCAGGGAGGCAGCCAGCGAUCUGCAGUGAGAUACAAACAACCCCUCCUGAAUGCACCUCAGGGAGCUGCACUGCAUUUACAGUCAUUACAGUGGCAGUAAUCAAUGGACUUGGCAAUGCGACAGCUGCAAGAGUAACAAGCAGUCAGAAUGAAGAGCCUGCAGAUUAAACACAGGAGACUUUCGUUUAAGAGAGCAGAGUAAACCAUGCCAAGAUUUGACCUGCAGGCGAUGUCUCUGUCUGGAGACACAACCACUGUUAUUUGUCUUUUGUAAAAUAUUUGUAGCAUACUGUACACUGGUACUGUACUAUUUUUUAUUCCUGACAAGCUGGAUUUGUGAGAACAAAAGAUGCACACUCCAGCCUCCAUGGUGAUGGGGAUCGUUUUUGCCCCCUUGGGUUUGGUCCUAGUCUUCACUGCUGCCAUCACCCCCCAGUGGAGAGAGGGACAGGCACAUUUGGGAAUGGCAGGACCGGGAAGUCUGCUCCGGUCAGGAACAAAAAGUCAUGGGACCAGGUCCAGUUCAGUGGAGGCACUGAUCUUGUUGCGCUCUGAUGGACUAUGGGAGAGCUGCCUGCAGGUGGAGCGCUCUGACUUGAGGCAGUGCUGGCCUGUGGCUGGUCCGUAUCAGAGAGACCCCAGGGUUCGUCUGGCACAGGGUUUGGUGCUAACUUCCUUGUUCCUGUGCGGCACUGGCAUUGUCCUGGCUUGCAUCGGGGUCCGGUGUUGGGCAGAUCUCCCUCUGAGAGGUGUAGCAGCCUCAGGAGGACUUCUGGUGGUGACAGCAGGGCUGCUGAGCCUGACUGCGUUAGGGGUUUACACCCACAACCUUAAAAGACUCGGGAUGGAUCCAAGUCAAAGGAUUCAUAACCCACGGUACCCACACCUCAACUUGCAUCCAGCUGGCUCGCUUUACUUUGGGUGGCUGGGUUCGUGUCUACAAGUGUUGGGAGGCGCCGCUUUGCUUUUCAGUUUCAAACGACCACGAUGCCCAACCUGCCCAUCUAGGCAUGAGCUAUCUGUCUCUCCCUGCCACUCAUGUCCAGAAAUGACCAACAAGCCUGACAUGGAUGUAUAUGAAGUUAGUUGUUAGAAGCUUGUCCAACAUUUUAAACGUGGACAGAAAGCGUGGACAGAAAAGAGAAAAAAAAGCAUUAAGGGCACUUUCUAAACCCAUUUUUAUCUUUUCAGUGUGUAGCUUAUGUAAUGAAAAGUCAUAAAUUCAUAAAUGACUGUGUACUACCAGACAUUGCUGCUUAGUAAUGAACUGUCAUGCAGGUUUAAACAUAAUGGAUGUAGCUCUCCUUUAACACAGGAACAAACAUGAUCUGGGGGUGUAAAUAAAAACAAAUGGAUGAAUGUCACGUUAGAAAAAGAUUCAACAUCACGCUGCCUUUAAAUGCAACAUGUGGUGAAAUACGAUUGAAGUAUUGCUUUGUGUUGCCUUUACGUUGUAGCCAUGCAUUUGUACUGUUAAGAAGAAAAUUGUCUGAACAGAACUGUGAAUCAUAGAUGAUGCCAGCAGAAGCCUAAAAAAAUAGCUUAGAUUCUUAAGAUCAUCACACUCGGUUUCAUCUGUAUUAAGCUGGUUGUUAACAAAAAAAAAGAUUUACAUUUAUAUGUGAUAUCCUGUUUUGUUGAUGAAUUUGCUGCUCUUGAGCACAGGAGGAGCUUUCACUGGGUAACAUUAUAUUUCUGGAAUAAGAUGAGCACUACGAAUAUUAAAGUAGGCGUCACAGGAGGAUAUACAAAAGGGUAUUUUUUUAUUCCUUGCAAAUGACUUGUUUGUGUUGUCAUUUCAUGCUCAUAUUUGUUGCACUAAAUAAAAAAACUAUUUAUCACAA